This is a messenger RNA of Nyctereutes procyonoides (raccoon dog), 5100 nucleotides long. It is a transcript of the gene ZBTB11, whose product is annotated as zinc finger and BTB domain containing 11. The transcript has 11 exons. The coding region runs from base 670 to 3432 and encodes 920 amino acids. Gene Ontology annotation, cellular component: nucleus. Gene Ontology annotation, molecular function: protein binding. Gene Ontology annotation, biological process: regulation of cytokine production; negative regulation of transcription by RNA polymerase II; regulation of immune system process. The record is from RefSeq and is a predicted model, not a curated record. NCBI's taxonomy places the organism in Eukaryota, Metazoa, Chordata, Mammalia, Carnivora, Canidae.
CGGACGGACGGACGCACGGCCCUGGCUUCCCGACCCCUGCGGGCCGGUGGCGAGCGAGAGCGGGCCCUUGGCCUUCCUCGCCGCCCCCGCGCGCCCGCGCCGGUUGCCGUGGAAACCGUUGGGCCGGACUCGAGGUCCCGCAGGUGCUGCCGAGGUGUGGUGGGGGCACGCGAGGGGUCUCGCUUCCUUCCCGGCGGGCGAGGACGGACCUGGUCGCGCUGACCCGUGGUCCUUCCUCUCGUUCCUUGGAGAGAUCUUCCGUGUGUUCAAAAACCGUCGAGCGCUCUUGUCUUCUUUGAUGCUUUUUCAACUCCUACCUUCCGCCCGCAAUCUGCUUUCUAUUUUAGGCGAUACUGGGAUUGAAUUCUUCUAAAGCGACUGAAGUGUGAGGAGUAAAAACUGUAGUUGCUGCGUUUUGUUAGGACGGAUUGGCUCAGACCCUGUUUCCUUGAGCAAGUGUUUCGGAUUUAAGACCUUAGCACCUACCUGUUGGGUGCCCUGACUCCCUCCGGAGUCCGAGGAGCCUGGGGCUCUCCAUCUCCGGGCGCUGAGUUCCAGCCCCACGUCCGGCAUAGAGGUAUAUUAAAGCAAGUGAAAGAUUACAUUAAACAGUGUAGCAAAUGCCAGGAGAAACUAGAUCGCUCCCGUCCAAUAUCAGAUACUUCAGAAAUGUUAGAAGAAUUGGGACUAGACCUUGAAUCUGGAGAGGAAAGUAAUGAAUCAGAAGAUGAUCUGAGCAAUUUUACUUCACCUCCAACUACAGCUUCCAAGCCUGCAAAAAAGAAGCCCGUAUCCAAGCAUGAACUUGUAUUUGUUGACACCAAAGGAGUGGUAAAACGUUCUUCUCCAAAACACUGUCAGGCUGUCUUAAAACAGCUCAAUGAACAGAGACUCUCCAACCAGUUCUGUGAUGUUACUUUGUUAAUUGAGGGAGAAGAGUACAAAGCUCAUAAAUCUGUUUUGUCCGCUAAUAGUGAAUAUUUUCGAGAUCUUUUUAUUGAGAAAGGAGCUGUUUCCAGUCAUGAGGCAGUGGUGGAUCUUUCUGGUUUUUGUAAGGCAAGCUUCCUUCCUUUAUUGGAAUUUGCCUAUACUUCCGUGCUAAGUUUUGACUUCUGUAGCAUGGCUGAUGUAGCCAUCUUGGCUCGUCAUCUUUUCAUGUCGGAAGUUUUAGAAAUCUGUGAAAGUGUACAUAAACUAAUGGAAGAGAAGCAGUUAACAGUAUAUAAGAAGGGUGAAGUCCAAACGGUUGCAUCUACCCAGGACUUACCAGAGCAGAAUGGAGUUACUACACCUCCUGCGGCUAGCAGCGAGGGAACCACAACAACAUUAUCUACUGAACUUGGGGAUUGUGAAAUUGUACUACUGGUGAAUGGAGAAUUGCCAGAAGCUGAGCAGAAUGGAGAGCCAGGACAACACUCUGAAGCCCAGGCUUCUUCAGAGACUCCAGCCACUGUGUCACCUGCAGGCUGUAUAACUGGUGCCCAUCCUCAAAUGGAGUCUGUGGAUUUAGCAACAAAAAACAGUGAGACAGAACUAGAAACUUCAGGUAGCAGGGAAGACAGCACAGUUUCUGAUACUCACCCCAAACUUUCAGAAGAGAAUGUAAUCAGUAGCUCUCCAGAAAACAAUGAUAUGGGAAAUGGCACAUCACCUGAAGAUAUCUGUGCUGAAGACAUUCCAGAGCAUAUGCAGAACCUUGGCCAGUCUUUGAAAGACCAGGAAAAUCUGGUUGCACUGGCAGCAAAGACAGACCUCGGCCCUGAUGAUGAAACCUACAGAAGCAGGCUUCGGCAGCGUUCUGUUAAUGAAGGGGGAUAUAUCCGACUGCACAAAGGAAUGGAGAAAAAGCUACAGAAACGGAAAGCUAUUCCCAAAUCAGCAGUUCAGCAGGUAGCCCAGAAAUUAGUUCAAAGAGGGAAGAAGAUGAAACAACCAAAAAGAGAUACUAAAGAGAAUCCUGAAGAAGCAGCAUCCCAUAAGUGUGGGGAAUGUGGAAUGGUUUUUCAGAGACGAUAUGCUCUUAUAAUGCACACACUGAAACAUGAAAGAGCUAGAGAUUACAAAUGUCCAUUGUGUAAAAAACAGUUUCAGUACAGUGCCUCCUUGCGAGCACACCUUAUUCGGCAUACCAGAAAAGAUGCACCCACUUCAUCCUCUUCCAAUUCUGCAUCUAAUGAGACAUCAGGAACGUCGUCUGAGAAGGGGAGAACCAAAAGAGAAUUUAUAUGUUCCAUAUGUGGAAGGACAUUACCUAAAUUAUAUUCUCUUCGAAUACACAUGUUAAAGCAUACAGGUGUAAAGCCACAUGCAUGUCAGGUCUGUGGAAAGACUUUCAUCUAUAAGCAUGGUCUAAAAUUACACCAGAGUCUCCAUCAGUCACAAAAGCAGUUCCAGUGUGAACUAUGUGUUAAGUCAUUUGUUACCAAACGGAGUCUUCAAGAACAUAUGAGUAUUCACACAGGUGAGUCCAAGUACCUCUGCUCAGUUUGUGGAAAGUCUUUUCACAGGGGCUCUGGACUCAGCAAGCACCUAAAGAAACACCAGCCAAAGCCUGAAGUUCGAGGCUAUCAUUGUACUCAAUGUGAAAAAAGUUUCUUUGAAGCUAGAGAUCUUCGUCAGCACAUGAACAAACAUCUUGGUGUGAAGCCAUUCCAGUGCCAAUUUUGUGAUAAGUGCUAUAGCUGGAAGAAAGAUUGGUAUUCCCAUGUGAAGUCUCAUUCUGUCACUGAGCCUUACAGGUGUAAUAUAUGUGGCAAAGAAUUUUAUGAGAAAGCAUUGUUCAGAAGGCAUGUAAAGAAAGCUACCCAUGGAAAAAAAGGAAGAGCAAAGCAGAACCUGGAACGGGUGUGUGAACAAUGUGGAAGGAAAUUCACUCAGCUAAGAGAGUAUAGGAGACACAUGAACAACCAUGAAGGAGUUAAGCCAUUUGAAUGCUUAACCUGUGGAGUAGCUUGGGCUGACGCCCGAUCUCUAAAGCGCCACGUCAGAACACAUACUGGCGAACGGCCCUACGUCUGCCCCGUAUGUAGCGAAGCCUACAUAGAUGCUCGGACGCUCCGUAAACACAUGACUAAGUUCCACAGAGAUUAUGUGCCUUGCAAAAUUAUGCUGGAAAAAGAUACCCUUCAGUUUCAUAACCAAGGAACUCAAGUGGAACAUGCCGUUAGCAUCUUAACAGCAGAUAUGCAGGAACAGGAAAGCAGUGGUCCUCAAGAACUCGAAACUGUGGUAGUGACCGGAGAAACCAUGGAAGCGCUCGAAGCUGUCGCGGCUACAGAAGAGUGUCCAUCAGUAUCUACACUUUCUGACCAAAGUAUUAUGCAAGUGGUUAAUUAUGUGCUGGCACAACAGCAAGGACAGAAGCUGUCGGAAGUCGCAGAAGCUAUUCAAACUGUUGAAGUGGAGGUGGCCCAUAUUUCAGAAGCAGAAUGAAGGUAGUAAUGGAGAUAAGAGAAGUGACGUGUAUACUGAACUCACAGAACACUUGUUUACAGGACUGUGUGACUCUGCCUAGAUUUUGUGUGUCAAGGUUCUGGGCUGUUUGGUGAGGUUUUAACAUUUAACAUUUCUGAACGGUUUGUCUGGCUAAUGGGUUCUGUUGAAAAGUCCAUUUACUGUAAAGAAAUUGAAAACGUGUACUUGGUGGCAUUGGUUUAUCAUGGUGUACUUUUUAUGAAUUAAUGUUUAUAAAGGACUGUACUAAAUUAAAAUCUAUAUAGUUUCACUUGCAUUUUGACAUUAUUACAUACUUUGAGUUUAAAAGGCUGCACUAGUCAGAUCUUCUUCUCUUUUAUUCUCAAAAUAGAGAGGUUUGUGAUUUCAUUUGCCCUGUUUAUAGGUUGAAAAAAAUUCUAAUAUAAAGCAUUUGAGUAGGAUGCAUAGGUAUAUUACAUUUUUAAAAUGCUUCAAAUCUGUGAUUCUUGACUUACUAUUUAUUUUAACCCCUUAUAAGUCAGGGAUUUAUUCUAUUUUAAAGCACUUAAUGAGUUACAUGUUGUAAUCAAGUUUGCACAGUAUACUUAAUCUGUAUGGGGAACCCUUAAAUAAAUAGCUGAUUUUUAAAUGCCAUUAAAAUGCAUGAAAUGCCUAUUAAAGCCUUACUAUAUACUAUCUCUUCAAGGCAAGUAAAUUGACCAUGAGCAAAGGACACUGUUACUAAACACUGUUGAUGGGAAAUUUCUCCUUGAUAACAUGGGACAAUGAAUGAAAAAAAAAAAUCUUCUUUUGCUGAAAAAUGAACAAGUUAAAACUAGAUUUCAUAUGUUUGCAGCUUUUGUAUCAUGUUUAACUGUUCAAUUUUGUUGAAAAACUGCAAUUUAGAAAUAGGAUAGCAAUAUAGACCUCUACAGCGGUCCUGUGGAUACCCUAUAAUUGUCAAGGAACUUCAAAAUAUUGAAAAGUCUUCAAUUCAGCCCUCAUUUUAGUGUACGACUUAAAGAAGUUAAUUGAUUAUGCUCCACCAAAUUGUCGAAAGUAAAUUAUUUUUAAAAGUUACCUGAGAAUUAUAUUUAUUUGUGCGUUUGAUUUUUUUUUUUUUUUAAUUCCCACUCCUAGAAGCUAUCCAGUUUUCUGAUCUUCAAAAUAACUGUGGGAAACUACCACUCAAGCUAUAAUUGUUAAGAUUAAACUUUUUAAAUAUUAGAAGCUAAUAUAAGGUAUAAAAUGAAGAUAUAAGCAAAUCACAUGUAAAUCAUUCCUAAAGCACAAGAAAAGAAUGUGCCUUGAUGUACAUAUAUUAAGAUACUUACUCCAGUUUACUUUUUAAAAAAUGGCUUAAAAAAUAAAGAAUAAAUGUGAUGCCAUGCAUGCAUUAUACCUGCAUAUGUAAUAUUUGCAUUUGCAAAUUUCCCAUUGUUUCUGUAGCUGUGUGGCUGACUUUCUAUUUUAAGUGAAUUGACAUACAGUCCAUGACUUCAUAAUGGCUGCUUGUUCAUCGUACCUUUCAGUUAGUGAAAAUGUAUUUCAACCCAGCUCAAAUUUGGAAUUGUCUUUUAUGUUCCAUCUUCACUGUUGUUACUAGAUUUAGUUAACUGUAUGAGACCAUUAAUGUAUGUCAAAAAUAUGUAAAUAAAAGUUGUUGAAUCUUGUUUAAAAGCAUAA